CGGGACCAGGCCGGUGUGAUUGAAGCUGAUACAUUUGACCAGAAUAAUAUUUUAAAAAUGAGUGAGCCAGAACUGUUACUGGAUUCCAAUAUUCGACUAUGGGUUGUGCUUCCCAUAGUAUUCAUAACCUUCUUUGUGGGAAUGAUUCGCCACUAUGUUUCUAUCCUGCUUCAAAGUGACAAAAAGCUCACUCAAGAGCAAGUGUCUGACAGCCAAGUUCUGAUUCGAAGUAGAGUUCUCAGAGAAAAUGGAAAGUACAUUCCAAAGCAGUCUUUUCUGACAAGGAAGUAUUACUUCAAUAAUCCUGAUGAUGGUUUCUUUAAGAAAACUAAAAGGAAGGUAGUGCCGCCUUCUCCAAUGACAGAUCCUACCAUGCUGACAGAUAUGAUGAAAGGGAAUGUAACAAAUGUGCUGCCUAUGAUUCUGAUUGGUGGGUGGAUCACCAUGACCUUCUCAGGCUUUGUCACAACAAAAGUCCCCUUUCCUUUGACACUGCGUUUUAAACCAAUGCUACAGCAGGGUAUUGAGUUGCUUACUUUGGAUGCAUCAUGGGUAAGCUCUGCCUCUUGGUACUUUCUAAAUGUGUUUGGACUUCGAAGCAUUUAUACCCUCAUCCUUGGUCAAGAUAAUGCUGCAGAUCAGUCCAGAGUUAUGCAGGAGCAGAUGACAGGAGCAGCCAUGGCCAUGCCUGCUGAUACAAAUAAAGCAUUUAAGACGGAAUGGGAGGCUCUAGAACUGACUGACCAUCAAUGGGCACUAGAGGAUGUUGAAGAGGAACUCAUGGCUAAAGAUCUCCACUUCGAAGGCAUGUUUAAGGAAGAGUUGCAGACGUCCAUGUUCUGACAUUCUUCAUAUGAUUGGCAUUCAAUAAGUUCUGUUUAAUACCUACAGUGUAUCCUGAUGGAUAGCCAGAAUAAACAUGAUCAGAAUUUAUGUGAGUUACCGAGCUGCGGGCAAGGUCUCAUCUGAUGUCAUUUCAGUUAUGAUGGAGCUGUGGCAUGCCACCUGUGGGUGGGUCAGAGACUAAGCUUCUAAACAUAUAGCUGUUAACCAAACUUACUGGCAGAAGCAUGUGCAGGAUGGUUUGAAAUUGACAGCUCUGGAAGAUUUUUAGAAGUCUACCAGCUGGUACUCUGGAAAUAUUUUAAGCAUUGUCUCUUAAUAUUUCUUGAAAUAUUGGUAUAAGAUUAUGUCCUGAAGCUUCUUUCAUUGCUGGGGUUCAGAUUUAAAACAUUUGAAUAACUACCAGUCUCUAGUUAUUUGGGUUAAAAUAGAGGGAGCUUCCAGAAAAGGUUCUCCCUACAUGUUUCCAUCCAGUGGUCUAGACACUGAAAUACUCUCCUCUGUCCACUAGAGGGCAAGAUCUUUUGAGAAGAUUGACAUGGCCAGUCACUGAACAAGGAAUUACUUUUUCCGUUCUUGCUUAUGUUGCUCCUGCCUCAUCAAUGACCAGGCACAGAUUUGAGUUCUGCUCUGCUUGGCCAGUAGCGAAACACUGAUUAUAUCAAAAGUACGCAGUUGAACCCUUCAACUUUAGCUGUCUUCAGUCCCUAGAUCCAUUUGUAAUUGUAUUUCUUUCAUGUAAGUAUUUGAUUGGAAUGCUAGUAAGACAUGUGCUGGAACCAAGGGAAAUCCCUUUUUUAUUAAGAGAUUGUUCUUGCCUUUGGAAAACAGGCUUGAGGUUUUAACCUUAUUACUUCCUUAAGGAACAAGCACCUAAAGUCUCAAUGUCUAUAUAACCUAAGCCCCCUUGUGAUUUGUGUUCUGUUGCUUUUUGGAGAGUCGUAUGUAUAAUAAAAAUGCACAUUCCUAAAGUUCAUAAUGCUAGAACUAGGUUGACUAAAUAAAGGGUUCUUGUUUAUUUCUCAGCCAAAAGCAGAUAGUGGCUGUGAAUCAGUUGUCAUCACACUGUAAUAGUAACAUAGCACAAAUAGAUAAAAAGCUGCUGAAGCUGUAUUCUUAGCUAUCUGAAGCUGGUCAGAAGGCUAAUAUUGGGAAUAUUAGCUUUUCAGGGUAACAUUUGGCACUAACCUUGAUGUGAUAGCCUAUGUUUUUAUGCAUGAGAACAAUGACGGGGGGAAGUUUACCGCCCUUGUAUUUUUAAGAAACAAGCUGGUGUUUAAAGUAAUUAACCAGAACCCUAGGCAGCUCAUGUUGCAACUUUUUCCAGCUCAAAGCCUGUAUUGCUUCAGUGGAACCUGGUGUAGACUGCUUUUGCAGCAGUAGGUCAGCUUUAUUUAUGGUUCAUGAUGCAAGCGUAAUUCCUUACUCUCUAAUAUAUUAAAGACAUUGUUUAAUAGUCAACUUCAAGAUGUUUGCAUUUUAUUUGCUACUUCUAAGCCAGUCACCUCACUUCUAUUAAUUCUUAUUCUUGUGUGGAAAGUGGUUUUAUGCAAAAUAUUUUCUAAACAACACAAUAAUUUGGCUUGCAUCAAGAUGCUAAGCUUGCAUCCAACAUAACAGUAAAAGGAAGAGCCAACAAAGCUAGAUCAACAAAACAGAGCUACUUCCAUCUCUGAUGUGCGUCAGGUAGUGGGGGAUGGGUCCAGACACUUGCCCGCUCCGUGUUUGUGGCAUACAUGUGGAAUGUUCUUCUGUGGCAAUGGUCUGCUGAACAUCUUUUUGUGUUGUAUAUGAAUCAGUUACUGCUCUGGAUUGUAAACCUGAAGAGUAAAUGGCACUAGAUGAUGCUUUUUAAAGGGCGGGUGGAAGAAAUAAUACCUCUGGUUAUUCUAAAGAUUCUCUGAGUAUAUUAACUUCAGUUCUGAACUUAGUUUUUCUUGUAUCUUUAGCUGUCCCUGCAAGCUAUAUUGUCUUAAGCUGCUUUUGCCUUAAUGUAGAACACAGGUGGGGAACCUUUUUUCUGUAAAUAUUCUUUGACCAACAGGAAAAAUCAAAGCCUUUGUCAGAGGUGGACAAAGUUUGCAGCAUUUCAUAUCUAUUUAUGUGCUACCCUGUCCUUCCAUGUGUACCAUUUUGCAUGGAAUCAGGCUGGACAUUGCAGAUUCUUUGCUCCAGAUAUAGAUAAUAGGGCUUGCACCAUUUUGCAUUUUAACUAGUACUCAUGACAGCCUUUGAACAUGCUGUAGCUGUAAUUAAGAAUUGCAGAUAUCAUUUUAUUGGGAACAGUGGUUCAGUGAAAUAUAUUUUGGCGUGUUCAUGUCUUAUUGCAAAAUCCUUGCCUCAUCUCUGGAAACUGUAGAAACCCAUUUUGGCGUUUUUCCAUUGUUUAUCUGUUUAGGGUGGGCCACUCUCCUCCCAUCAGAGUAACUCCCUGCUGGCAUCUGCCUUCUUGUGUGGGUGGAUACCACACCAAAAUCUUAGGCCCUAAACGUUAAAAGGUAAAGAGAUAUACAAGAGUUCCUUCCAUUGCCACUAGCUCAGCUUUACCCAUGACAUAGUUGAAGGGAGAACUGUAUUUGUAAAUAAAGGAGACAAAUCAAAAGACAA
Molecule: messenger RNA, 3450 nt
Organism: Varanus komodoensis (Komodo dragon)
Lineage: Eukaryota; Metazoa; Chordata; Lepidosauria; Squamata; Varanidae
Gene: EMC3
Product: ER membrane protein complex subunit 3
Exons: 9
Coding region: 58-843 (261 amino acids)
Biological process (GO): protein folding in endoplasmic reticulum
Cellular component (GO): EMC complex; membrane
Source: RefSeq, a predicted model, not a curated record